Molecule: messenger RNA, 2205 nt
Organism: Colletotrichum chrysophilum
Lineage: Eukaryota; Fungi; Ascomycota; Sordariomycetes; Glomerellales; Glomerellaceae
Exons: 7
Coding region: 1-2205 (734 amino acids)
Biological process (GO): DNA-templated transcription
Molecular function (GO): zinc ion binding; DNA binding
Source: RefSeq, a predicted model, not a curated record
AUGGAUCCAGAGUCGCGCGCGUCCCCUAGACGGCUCUCAUUGACGGGGCGGAUAGGCGGGAGCCGCGAUGCCGCCAAGACCAUCUCGGCGAGGAUCCAGGAUUUGCAGGAGAGGCUGGCGCGGUAUGAGAGCCAGGGACUCGGCUUCUCUGUCAUCGAGGGCAGAGACGAUGAGACGAGGAUAGCCGUGGACCCGCCGGUGCAGUCUCCGAAGCGUCCACGGACAAGUGCGACUGUACAUACGCCGACGGAUAAUGCGACGCAGGUCAACGCCGCGUCGACGUUGCUGGGCCUAGCACUAGAUCAACUGACUUCUCCCCCAUCUACCAACACCAUCUCCCGCGGACCGGCGAGUAACGUCGUCGAGUCUUCGCCGGGCUCAAGUAAGACACCCCCAUACCUGAAGAAGCCAUACUCUCUCACACUCCCACCAGCCAUCCCCGCCGACUCGACCCUAAGCUCCAGCCACAACUUCGGCUCCCGCCUGCAGAACCUCCUCGAACACCCUCGCCUCAGCGGCAGGGAACCCACACCCCAACCGCGCCCUCACGCACCGUCCUCGCAGCCCCGUACAACCAAACCCCACGAUGACGGCCCCGCGCUGCCCUCCGAGGACGAGGGCCGCAAGCUCUUCGAGAGCAUGUCCUUCUUCAUCGGGUACACGCAGCACCACAUCGACACACGCGAGUUCUCGGACCGGCUGGCCUUCUUCUACGCCAACCUCGGCGACCCCUCGCAGACGCAGACGCCGUGGUAUUUAGAAAUGGUGCUUGUGUUUGCGAUCGGGAAGCUGUUCUCGGGCGCGUUCGACGGCGACGACGAGGAGGUGGGACUGCCGGGCGAGGGCAUGUUCAGGUACGUGCAGGGGCGGCUGCCGAGUCUGAGCGAGCUGUUUGGGCUGGGGAAGCUGGGCGUGGAGAUUCAUGCGCUGGCGGCGGUGUAUUUGCAGAAUGCGAAUCGGAAGGAGGAGGCGUAUCUUUAUUCGGAGAAAGUGCAUCUGAACCGCCUUUGGUGGACGGUGUACAUGCAGGAAAGACGACUUGCUGCCGCCACAGGGAAUCCAUCCGGCAUCUCAGACGACGUCAUCGAGAUUGACAUGCCCAUCGACUCUCCCGGUUUCCCGCCAGCCCUGCCCCUGAGAACCAACAUCAAAAUUGCAAGGGUCACAGGCAGGAUUCUCUCGACAAUCUACGGACCUGGUAACCACCCCGAAGAUUCAUUCGUGCCAAGCGUACAGGAAAUCGUGCAGUCCCUCUACUGGAUUGCCAAAGAGAUCCCCGGCGACUUCUCCAGCAAGCUGUUCGAUAUUCCGUCCAUGGAAGGCGACGUCUCGCUGCGCACGUCGGCGUAUCUGCACAUGAUGCUCUACCAGGCGAUCCUGUUGACCAUCCGCCCCGUCAUGUUACACGUCUCAAAACUAAUCUUCGACGACGACAACGGCGGCGGGUUGAACUUGGGCUCGUCGCCGCUUGGAAGGUUGAGCCGUACCUGCUCAGAGGCGGCGCGGAGGUUGCUGGAAGUCUUGCUGGCGUUGCGCAAGGGCAAUAUGCUAACAAUCUUCGGCUUCUUCGACCUCGACGCCAUCUUCUCCGCCGCCUUCAUCAUGAUCCUCACCCUCAUAAUCGACUCCACCUCCGACGACUCCCAGAAACUCGCCCCCAGCCCGGGCCUCCCCGACGCCCUCGAGAUCCUCGACUACCUCGUCGCCCGCGGCAACGACUUCGCGUCCCAGCGCGCGCGCGAGGUGCGCCGCAUGCGCGACCACCUGUCCACCUUCCUCGACAUCCCAAAGAACAGCCCGAGCGAGGCGCGGAACAGACCGCCCACCGUCGCUGGGGAUGCGAGCAUCGUCGUGUCGAUGGAUGACGACGGCGGUGGUCAGGAUGCAGAGGCGCGGCGGCAUGCGUUCCCGGGCUCCACGCCAAAGGAGGGUGGUGUGGUGACGCCGUCGGGCCGGACGAGUCAGCUUGGCUCGCGGAGUUUGCUGGACUCGAGUUUGUGGAAUGAUAUAUCGUACCUGUGGAUGCAGCCGGCUGCGGGCGAGGAUGCGCAGGUGCCGGAGCAGGCGGCGGGGAUGGCGGAGUUGAUGCCGGAGGAUGCGUAUAAUUGCUACUCUAUUUAUCAUAAUCAGGAUCUUACGCUUACGGGGCAGGAUUUGGGAGAUUUCGGGGAGUUGGAGAGGCAUAUCCUUGGGUUCGGUGGUUGA